Molecule: messenger RNA, 1284 nt
Organism: Brassica oleracea var. oleracea
Lineage: Eukaryota; Viridiplantae; Streptophyta; Magnoliopsida; Brassicales; Brassicaceae
Product: probable receptor-like protein kinase At3g55450
Exons: 5
Coding region: 40-1284 (414 amino acids)
Biological process (GO): protein phosphorylation
Molecular function (GO): ATP binding; protein kinase activity
Source: RefSeq, a predicted model, not a curated record
CUCAAGAAAGUUAUACCUCUCCAUCCCCAAAUUGCUACGAUGAAAAAGUUCUUCUGUUGUCACAAAGGAGAAAGCUCAAGUGGAGCAGUAGAAGCGGAAGAACAAACGCAACCUCUGCAACCAGUGCAAUUGCAACCAUCAUCAUCGCAACCAGUGCAAGAUCCACAGGCCUCAUCGAGAAGUGUCAAAGACGAGAACGAAGCCAUCUUUGAUGAAAACCUCUUUGACAAUAACGAAGGCCUUAACCUUGCUUGGCGCAACCUUUGGAAAUCCUACGAAGAUGCUAAAGCUUCGACCCAUGAUCCUUACCCUGGACCUAAGAUUAAAUGGAGCGAGAUCUUUCAAGGAACCCUAAACUUCCGGAACAUCAACUAUCUCGGCCGAGGAAACUUCGGUGAAGUCUAUCGCUGCGACAUACCAAGACUCGACAAGGUCGGAGCUGCGAAGGUUCAAAAGAAUCAGAGCGAAGAGGCUCAUCAUGAGUUCUUGGCAGAGAUCACAACGUUACACGCGGCUAAUCACCCAAACGUGAUCAGUCUUCUCGGCAAAUGUUUCCACCAAGACCACCGUGUCAUCGUCUACGAGUUCAUGCAUCGAGGCUCUCUCGAUCACCACCUCUUUCCAAACACGAGGCUACUUCGAGGUCGUGGACGUGGCUUACUACAGGAGUACAAGGUUUUGAGCUGGACCAUGAGGCUGAGGAUCGCAGUGGGUGUAGCUAAAGCUCUUGUUUAUCUACACGAGGAGCUGAAGAUGGUUCACAGAGACGUCAAGGUUUCGAACGUUUUGCUUGACAAGAAGUUUGUGCCGAAGCUGACUGAUUUUGGGUUAGCGAGUUGCAUCGUUGAAGAUGAGAACGGUGUUGAGAAGAGGAGCGAGAUCACUCUGAUCAAGGGAACUCCGGGUUGCACCGCGCCGGAGACAGAGGAGUUAGGUUUGGUCUCGAGCAAGAACGAUGUCUACAGCUAUGGAGUGUUCCUGUUUACGCUUUUCACUGGAAGGAAAGCUUUUGAUUCCAAGAGAGGUUCUGGGAAAGAGAAGCUCACUGAAUGGUUAAAGAUAGUAUGUAGCAGAGGAGAUAACAUUCCGCUGGUUGUUGAUUCUGCGAUGGGUAAUAGGUUUCCGGGUGAAGGUUUAAUCAAAUUAUUUCAGACGGCCUUGAUGUGUGUCGAUCCGCAACUGCUUGCACGUCCUGAAAUGCGUUUUGUGGAAUCGAUGGUUAGUGACGUUGCGGUUUUUGAGGUCCCAACGUGUCCAACGCUGACGAGGAGGCAUUCGAUGUAG